CGUUUUUGAUUGUCGGUCGGAACGGAUUUCUUUGGGUCCCAGUGAACGCAUGUCGUGCGAAAAAAACACUGAAACGUGUGGGCUAAGACAAAAGCAGGCCGACAAGGGAGGGGUGCAUUAGACGGUUUUCUCUUUGCAAUCUAUUCGAGCUCUGUGUUUUAUGUUAUGUGGUAUUUUAUGUGUCCCCAAAACAAAAAAAAAGGUCAAUAAUAACAAAAAGAAAAAAAUGAAAAGCAAAGAAAAAUCAACAACCAAUAAUAAAAAUUAAAUAAGGCCAAUACCAUCAUUGAGUGAAUACCUGUGUUGGUGUGUUGUGCUUAGCAGAAAAUAUCAUUUACCCUAAUUAGGGUCGGUGGAAAAAGAAGCAAACAAAUUACCCCCUUCCCAUCAUAACAAAAAAGCCAAACACCAGUGUAUGAUUGUGCCAGUGUUAAAUGCAAGAGGCACCCAAAGGGGGUAGACCUAGACCAAAGGAAAUGUUAAUGUCAGCUGGAAAUGAAAAGUGAUUGACAUCUUUUAGUUAGCGAUUCGACUGCUAUGUCGCCACGGAUUUCCUAGAGAAAUCCAAAAAAAAAAAAAAUAUGUCACUACUCCUCCCUGCACGCAAGCAAUGCGAAGAAGAGGCCAUGUGAUGUGAUGACACAUGAAUAGAAUGUGAUUUUAUUCUGCUGUAUUGUGCUACCGCUACAACUACUACUAGCUGUGAACAUUACAUAUGUUCUGGCAUACAUCAACUCGAGUAUAUAUGUAUAUACUUAUAUAUAUAUAAGUAUAUCAGACAACUCGUAUCCUUUUGUGUAAAUUGUGCUUAUAUAUCUCUUACAUACAUAUAUAUUGAAAAUCGACCUAAAAAAAUCCAUAUUUGGAUAAGGGCCAAUAAAUUUCGCAAAGAACGUACAGAAGAUUCGCAAUCGUUGCUGCCGCUGCUGCUGCUUCAAAGAUGCCUACUACAAGCUUUCUCUUGGACUCAUUUUCGAAUGGAAAUGGAGCUCGCUUGACAUUGGGCUCUGCCGUUUUGGUCUAUUUGAUUGCCUACAAUGAGACAACUGCACCAUGUGUGGUUUUGGCCACCAUAAUAGCUACAAUUUAUGCAGCAUUGGCGGCUCGCUGUAAAACAAGUCUAAGGACACUGCAAAUGCCUUACAUACGGGCCAGCAAUAAGUUUGACUUUGGCUGCCUCUUUUUGGCCACAUGGAUGGAGAUGCUGGCCAUACUGUGUGCCUGUGGGGCAUUGGCGAGAACGUUGAGCAUGUGUUUGGAUGCCAUGACUGGUGGUUUGGCACGUAUAAUGAUUUUGGGUCGUAACUCACCCACCAAUGAACCCUGGCCAGAUGUCUUGGGUGUAGCUGUGGUCUUUCUUGUGACCGGCAUGUUUAUGUUGGGCCUGGAGCACUCGAAGGCUUUCAGCUUCAUAAUGGCUUUGGCCAUGUUUGGAUUAAAUGCCAUUCUAAGUGCGGUGGGUUGGUGGAAUGGAGAUGCUGUCGCUUGGCAUGAGACCAUAUUGCAGCCGAGUGGUUUCAAAAGUUUAUUAACGGCCACUGCCCUUAUAUCCUUCUCCUUUCCGUGCGAAUGUCCCAGCCCUAAAACUGGCUGGAAAAGAUUUACGGGACUAUUUAUGAUACUAUUUGUAACAAUAUCACUGCUUUUGGCUUCCGGUUGUUUAACCACCAUACUGCAUUAUAAACCUAUUGAAGACUACUCAGCCGUCCCUUUGUUUCAUAUAUUGGACGAUAACAAUUUUCACAAAUUAGUGCCAGCUGCCGCAUGUAUGCUAAUGCUAACAGUAACCGGUGCCUUUUUGGAGUUGUUUCCGGAAUUGUAUCGCAUAAUUGUGCGAUUUGCAACAUCCGAAUGGAGAAUAUUGACCAAGCAGAUAGCCUAUGAAAGUGCCGAUAGUGGAAAUCCAGUAUUGGCGGUUUUCAUAGCAGGUAGCCUUUGUGCCAUGCUUUCAUUUGCUUGCCCUUUGCAAAAUCUAUGCCACAUGCUGGCCGCAAGUCACCUUUGUGCCGUAUUCUUCCGAGCAUUUUAUUUGCUCUAUGUACCCUUCCGUCCAAAAUUUAUUUUACAAUGCAAUCAUGACUCCUCACUCUCAUAUAGUCGCUUAAACACUGAUCCCAUAAGUCACAGCUCUUCGGCAUCACGUUUAAAACGUAGCUUAUGGAAUUUAAGCGUGGGCAAACAAGUACCAAAUAAAAAACCCAAAGUCAAGCCUAAGAAUAAACAAGAGGUGGAGAAGGAAUGGUUGUUGUUGGGUGAGCCCACUUCGCCAUGUCCCCAAAGAGAAACGAAGGAUGUAGAAUCCACUAUAUUGUCAGAUGGAGAACCACCUCCCUCUGAUUUCGAAUAUCCCGAUAAGUUUGAAAACUCAGAUUCUGAUACCUCAACCGAUAUCGAUGCCAUUGUCGAUGAGUAUCGUCAAAAGGUUAAGGUCACCACUGCUGGUCCCUUGGAAAGGACAAGUCGUGUACCCACUGUGUCAUCAUGGCGUGUUACCAUAUUCGCCAUAAUUGUUGUGUUUUUGGGUCUAGCGUUAAGUCUGGCGGGUAUUUAUAUGCAUUGGGCUCCGGCAUAUUUAACGGGAUCCAUAGGUGUUUUUAUUAUAAGCCUCAUGAUGCCUUUAAUACCCAAAUACACAGGCAGUGUCAUCAACGUCAGUCCCGUCAUCUGCUGUUCGGCCAUUUUUAUGGGUGGCAUACUGUUCGCCUCAUGUGCUCAAUAUUCGUGGCCAGCAAUUGUCUUUUGGAUUGGGGCCGGCCUAAUUAUGUUAAUACGAUGUGAUAACAUUUGUUGUGAUUGCCUAAAUCAAAACUCCAAUCUGAAUGAACAACUGUUGCCCAGUGUUUCGGGUGGAGCUGCCAGCACAGCUGCCGCGGGGACAACUACCACAAUACGUAUGCCUAGGCCACCAAAGGGCUUUAUUACCAUACCCACACACAUCAAUCCGCCAAGAUGACAUUCAGAGUCCUCAGAGGGCGAGGAUUUGUUCAAUGAGGACUUUAAUGUGCGUGAUUUCGAGGAGGAUGGUGAUGAUAAUGACGAUUGGACUGAAUAAACAAAAUGGUUGGAUGACUAUAAUAAAAAUAAUUAAACCGAGAAGCGGAGACAUUUGUAUUUAAAGUUAUUGAUGAAAGAACUUUAAUGCUUUUUUCUAAAUUGUUAAUUAAAAUGCCUCAAGCUAAGAUGAAAUGCAAACAAAAGUUAAAAAAAAUACAAAAAAAUAUUUUUGCAAAUUUUGAUGAGAAAAUUUUUCAUAGAUUUGAAACUAAGACGAUGCCGGUGAUGUUAAUUACAAAUGCAGCAAAUAUUUAUGGAAAUCUUUUCCAAACAAAAUUCUUUAAUACAACAGCAAUAAUGCAAUCUUAAAUAUUGGUAAAGAAAAAAAACACGGAAACAGACUUUGUACGGGCUUUAUUUAGAUAUUAAGAAAUUUAUUGAAGUUGUCCUCAUAUGCAAAUAUAAUAAAGAAAUUGAUAGUAUUAUGUUUUGAAAAGGAAAAUGUAAUAUGAUGAACCUGUUGUGGAAUGAAACC
This is a messenger RNA of Stomoxys calcitrans (stable fly), 3529 nucleotides long. RefSeq lists its product as uncharacterized. Gene Ontology annotation, biological process: amino acid transport. Lineage: Eukaryota; Metazoa; Arthropoda; Insecta; Diptera; Muscidae. Bases 941 to 2953 code for a protein of 670 amino acids. Gene Ontology annotation, cellular component: plasma membrane. The transcript is spliced from 11 exons. Gene Ontology annotation, molecular function: amino acid transmembrane transporter activity. The record is from RefSeq and is a predicted model, not a curated record.